This is a messenger RNA of Hyaena hyaena (striped hyena), 1681 nucleotides long. RefSeq names its product acyl-CoA thioesterase 9 (gene ACOT9). The coding region runs from base 117 to 1463 and encodes 448 amino acids. The transcript is spliced from 16 exons. Gene Ontology annotation, biological process: acyl-CoA metabolic process. Gene Ontology annotation, cellular component: mitochondrion. Lineage: Eukaryota; Metazoa; Chordata; Mammalia; Carnivora; Hyaenidae. The record is from RefSeq and is a predicted model, not a curated record. Gene Ontology annotation, molecular function: fatty acyl-CoA hydrolase activity.
CUUAGGGGAGUGAGGUCUGUCUCGCGCUCGUGCUCGCGCUCGCGCUCUCUUUACUCCCUCCGUCAGCUGUCUCGCGUGGCCCGGGUCUCCGGUUGCGCGCGCGGCCUCGGGGCGAGAUGAGGCGGGCAGCGCUGCGGCUUUGUACCUUCAGCAAGGGGCUGCGUGCUCCUGGCAGAGGCCUCACUCAAGGAUCCCAGGAUCCCGAGAAACAGAAUGUCUUCCACAUGCAUGAAGCAUGUUCACCUAUACAUGUGAAUCACGUUCGUGAUAAGUUGCGGGAGAUAGUAGGAGUCUCCACAAACUGGAGAGACCAUGUGAAAGCAAUGGAGGAAAGAAAAUUACUUCAGAGUUUCUUGGCUGACUCACAGAAAGGACUGCCACCCAGGAGAAUGAAAGACAGUUAUAUUGAGGUUCUCUUGCCUUUGGGUAGUCAGCCUGAAUUACGAGAGAAAUACUUGACUGUUCAAAACACCAUCAGAUUUGGCAGGAUUCUUGAGGAUCUUGACAGCCUAGGAGUUCUUAUUUGCUACAUGCACACCAAGAUUCAUUCAGCUAAGAUGUCUCCUUUGUCUAUAGUUACAGCCCUGGUGGACAAGAUUGAUAUGUGUAAGAUGAGCUUAAGCCCAGAACAGGACAUCAAGUUCACUGGCCAUGUUAGCUGGGUUGGGAAGACAUCCAUGGAAGUGAAGAUGCAGAUGUUUCAGUUACAUGGUGAUGAAUUCUGUCCUGUUUUGGAUGCAACAUUUGUAAUGGUGGCUCGUGAUUCUGAAAAUAAAGGGCCGGCAUUUGUAAAUCCACUCAUCCCUGAAAGCCCAGAGGAAGAAGAGCUCUUUAAACAAGGAGAAUUGAACAAGGGGAGAAGGGUCGCCUUCAGCUCCACGUCAUUACUGAAAAUGGCUCCCAGUGCCGAGGAGAGGACAACCAUACAUGAGAUGUUUCUUAGCACGCUGGAUCCAAAGACUAUAAGUUUUCAAAGUCGAGUUUUACCCCCUAAUGCGGUGUGGAUGGAGGAUUCAAAACUGAAGAGCUUGGAAAUUUGCCACCCUCAGGAGCGGAACAUUUUCAAUCGGAUCUUUGGCGGUUUCCUUAUGAGGAAAGCAUAUGAACUUGGAUGGGCUACUGCUUGUAACUUUGGUGGUUCCCGACCGUUCGUAGUGGCAGUGGAUGAUAUCAUGUUUCAGAAACCUGUUGAGGUUGGAUCACUGCUGUUUCUUUCUUCGCAGGUUUGCUUUACUCAGGACAAUUACAUUCAAGUCAGAGUACACAGUGAGGUGGCCUCUCUUGAGAAUAAAGAGCACAUGACCACCAAUGUCUUUCAUUUCACGUUCAUGUCAGAAAAAGAAGUGCCCUUGGUUUUCCCCAGAACCUACGGAGAGUCCAUGUUGUAUUUAGAUGGGCAGCGGCAUUUCAACUCCAUGAGAGUACCAGUGACCUUGAGGAAAGACUAUGUUGUGGAGCCCUAGGAGAACCAUGCAUGUUCCAGAGCAGCACUCCACAGUGGCAUGGUGCCCGCUGAAAGCCCGAUCAAGUGUUGGUUUCAGUCUUUAUUCUCAUCCUCUGUUGAGAAAAAGAAUGUAUUCAACCUUUAGGGUGAUCAGCAGAGCAGAACAAGAGAGUGGCUGAUGGGGCAGAGGGAGAGGGAGUUACUAAACAAUAAACACUCUCAAGACAAUUUAAAUUA